Camellia sinensis is the source of this 3106-nucleotide messenger RNA. Lineage: Eukaryota; Viridiplantae; Streptophyta; Magnoliopsida; Ericales; Theaceae. The record is from RefSeq and is a predicted model, not a curated record.
GUAAGAUUGAUAUUAGAGUAUUCAAACAAAUCAUUAUAAAACAGUCUCAGCUUCCCUCUCUCGCCUCCCCCUUCCUCUCUAGCUGCUCACGGCGCCGAUAGCAUCACGGCCCCUGACCAAAUAUAUGGAGGUUGAUCCUCGCGAUCAUCGCAACAAGGAAGAAAAAAUAGCAAGCAUUAGCCCAUGGAAACGGAAACACCCUGAAACUUGGGGUCCCUACAAAAUUACCAUGCAUUCUUUUUGGGAGAAGUUUGAUGAUUAUACAUAUGCUAACAUGGACUUGGAUAUUGAUACCAAAAAAACUGCUUUGAAAGCUUCUCCAUCUGUUGUCAGUGUUGUAUCCCUUACAGGUGGGAAUGCAUUAUUUAUGGGCUCUGGCACAAUCAUAGAUUGUGAGAAUGUCAACAGUACAUAUUUCAGUACCAUCUUAACUUCUGCUAGUCUUCUUAGGUCUUCUGCGGAAUUAGAAGCGGUACCCGAGGAUAUCAAGGUCAUUAUUUCAAUAAAAGUAUUUUUUGUUUUGGGUACAAUACAAUACUAUUCAGUGUUACUGUUAUUGCAGAUUGAUGUGUAUAUUUCAGAUGGCAAAUUGUUUGAGGGUCGAGUGUUCGCCUAUGACUUUCAUUUCGACAUCGCUUUUAUCAAAAUUGAAUCUAAUGCAACUUUACCAACUGCAAGUCUAAGACUAUUGGAAGACUAUCAGUAUAGAUCCAAAUGAUAUCCCUGGUCGUCCUCAUUCAAAUGUAUCUAAACUUUGUCCUGGAGAUAAUGUUGUAGCAGUUGGUCGCUUCUUUGAUGCACCAUAUAAUCUCAUGGCUGCUCGUGGUCAAUUCAGUGUGGUAUCGGCGGACCCCUUAUCAAUCAUUAUGGAGAAGUCAUUGGAGUCAAUUUUUAUGAUUCGCUAUGUACACCUUUUCUCCCAGUCAACAUAGUUUCUAAAUGCUUGGAGCACUUUAAGAAAUAUGGGUAUGUUUCAAAUCUUUCUAUGUCAUUUCAAAACGCAGUGACUUUUUAUUUUUUUUUAAUAACUAGUUGGAAGCCACAUGCAUUCACUUGGGGUUUGUUGGGUAGUUUAACAUGCAUGCACUUGAAUGCUAACCAAGACAGAUUAUUUCUUAUGCACAAAAAGGUCUAAUCAUCUAGAACAUCUAGAUUUGUAGUUGAGGGAAUUGUGCAUGCUCAAGGAGGGUGAAUGGGUAAUAUAUUAUUUUUUUGAUUAAUCCCCCUUUUAAUUUCCUUCUUUUAUAUGGAUCCCAAAUAGUGUCUUUAUAGAUAUCAAUUCUUAUAUUUUAUUUAAAUUGAUAUUCAAAUCUUGUGCUAGUUUAUGAAUUAGUGAAUUCUUUUUAUCUCUAACAUUAUUGAAUGAUUAUGUGAGCCAAUGGUAAAUUUUCCAAUGCUAACUUCAAUUUGAAGGAUGUAAUAAAAUAAUGGAAUAUUCAAUUUACUGCAAAUUGACCAAUUACUCAAAUAGCUCAUUUAUACAAUAUGGAUACCAAAGCAUGAAUGUAAAUAAGCACAAUGGACACACAGAUUUUUAUAGUGGUUUAGCUUGCAAGCUUGUGUUUACUUUUGGAAACUCACUGGAGUUUUUAAUCCGCUUAGUGAGUGGGUGUUCGGGGUUUGCUUUUUUGUUGGCUUUUUUUCUUCUUUAGUAAACUUAUUAAAAAAAAAAAAAAAUUUGAAAAGGCUUUUUGGUUCUACUUGACUAGAAGUACUGGAAAAGUAAAAAAAUUAAAAAAAACGAAAAAAGUUUAGAAAGGACAAAAAAAAAAAAAAAAUCCAAAAUCACGAGUUAAUAUUUUUUGCCCACAUGGUAAUAUGAUUGUCACCAACAUGUUUGUCUACGUGUCAUUGUGCUUGUCCACAUGGCAUGGUGCUUGUCACUAAAUUAUAUACACGUGGUGACUUUCUUGUCACCAAAAUUCUAUUUACAUGAGCAGGUGCUCAAUGCUUGUUAACAAAUUAAUGAUCGUUAUAUCGCUGAUCAAAAAGGAAAAAGAAAAACAAAUGUCUUGUAUGCUCUCUCUCUCUCUCUCUCAAGUUACUUUGAUUUUCAAAUAAUGUCUGUAAGAUCUUCAUGAAAGGAAACCCUUGUUUUACCACCAUGUGUGGUGUAUUACUUGAUUGACACUACAUUGUAUGUUUUGGAACUUGAGAUUUGUGUGGCUGGAUCAAUAUUAGAUGGUGGAUUUUGCAGAAGCUUGGGAUCUAUAAGAGAAGUAGGGAAUCACUGGAAAUUUGUGUGGGAACUUUCUAUUUGGUGCUUUGUGAUCUAGGGAAUUGGAGGUUUCCCCUCGAUGGGUAUUAGGCCCCAUCAAGCGUUAGUGCUUACUGAAGUUACAAAUAUAAGAGGAUUAGGAAUCAUUGGAAAUUGUUGGCAGGUUGUGAUAGGAAUAUUUUAGUAGGAUUUUAGUGGUAUGGAGAGUGGGCCCAUCUUGUUCCACGCUACCAUUUGGUAAUAUAAAAAUAAAUCUUUUGAUGGAAAGGAGUAGUCGAUCAGAAAUGAUACUGUUAGAAUUUACCAUAACCCACUCCACCUACCACCUCCACUACCACACACACUCACCUACUUCACCUACUUUCCUACACCUACCACACACACUCACCUACUCCCAAAUCCUCUCCUAUAUAAUAGGAAGCCUUGUAAUAUCAACUACACAACAAUCAGAUAUCAACAUCAAUCAAUAAUAAGAUCAUCAGAUACAUUUAUUCUCUCUGUAUUUUUCUCUUUAUACAUUGAUUUUUAACAUUAUACGGGCCUUGGCCAACUAGGCGUAGUUCAUGCAUCCUUUUGUUACAUUGGUGUUUAUUUUGAUUUUAUUUGGAUAUUUUAGCUGGUAAGAUUCGAUUGAAUUGCUAUUUCAAUUUGGUACUGCUUAAUUGUUCUUUUGUGAGAAAAUCAAUAUACUAUAUAUUUCCGAUUACUUAAGCCCAUUGAUUUUUACUUUUCUUGAAGUACAUUGGGUGGCUGAUGCCAAAGUGCUUUACUGGCUUGGUGAGUUACUAAGAAGCAUGGACACGACACAGACAUGUGGACAUAUAAAUUUUCAAAAAAUGCAAGACAUGACAUGUUGGGAACACAUGAAAAAAAUAUAAUUUCAUAUAU